Messenger RNA from Puccinia triticina, 687 nucleotides. RefSeq lists its product as uncharacterized. The transcript has 3 exons. Gene Ontology annotation, biological process: dTTP biosynthetic process; dTDP biosynthetic process; dUDP biosynthetic process. Bases 1 to 687 code for a protein of 228 amino acids. Gene Ontology annotation, molecular function: ATP binding; dTMP kinase activity. Gene Ontology annotation, cellular component: cytoplasm; cytosol; nucleus. The record is from RefSeq and is a predicted model, not a curated record. NCBI's taxonomy places the organism in Eukaryota, Fungi, Basidiomycota, Pucciniomycetes, Pucciniales, Pucciniaceae.
AUGGCAAGCCCCACUCAUCGAGGUAGCUUCAUCGUCUUCGAAGGGCUCGAUAGGUCGGGCAAGUCGACACAAUGCCACCGUCUGGCGGAGAAUCUCAAGCAAGCCGGGCGAGCGGUGGAGUCAAUCAGGUUCCCAGAUAGGACCACGGCGAUCGGGCAGAUGAUAAAUUCAUAUCUAUGCCAAACUUCGGAACUGGAUGACCACGCGAUUCAUCUACUAUUCGCUGCCAAUCGAUGGGAAAAGAGUGCCGAUAUCCAUAGUACUUUACAAUCUGGGGCAACGAUAAUCUGCGAUCGAUAUGCGUUUUCGGGAACAGCAUUCACAGCUGCCAAGUUCAACGUCCGAACACCUCCCGAACCAGAGCCUAUAGCGUCUCUAGCUUGCGCAGAUCGCGGUCUCCCGUUACCAGACCUCGUUAUCUUCCUCACCCUUGGCGAUCAAUCACUUGAUGACCGAGAAGGCUUUGGCAGAGAGCGCUAUGAAAACACGCAACUGCAAGACGAGGUAAAGCGGCAGUUCUCCCAGGUCGUCCGCCCGUACUUCGAGAAUAUACAUGGUCGAGGUAGAUGGGUCGAUGUUGAUGCCACAGGAACUAUUGAAGAGGUUGAGCAAAGGAUUUGGAAUAUCGUCGAGAACCAUUUGCGCAAUUUCGCUCCCCAAUCAGACGGAAAACUCUGGGUCGAAUGA